AGAAGCCCACGUGUGCGAUUUCAGUUCUCAUGGCUGUGCUCCUGAAGAGGUUGUUGCGUCCCCGGAGGCCCCCGGCGGCCUUGGGCCGCCCCCUGGGACGGCGCGAGGCCAGCCUGGGCACUCAUGCCGGGGCUGCGGUGCGAGUGCGGUUCGCCCCCAGCCCCACAGGCUUUUUGCACCUGGGCGGCCUCCGCACUGCCUUGUACAACUACAUCUUUGCCAAGAAGCACCGAGGGAGCUUCAUCCUGAGGCUGGAGGACACGGAUCAGACCCGCCUUGUGCCUGGUGCAGCGGAGAAUAUAGAGGACAUGCUGGAAUGGGCAGGCAUCCCCCCUGACGAGAGCCCCCGCCGAGGAGGUCCUGCAGGGCCCUACCUGCAGUCUCAGCGACUUGCGCUCUACACCCAGGCCACCGAAGCUCUGCUGAAGAGCGGUGCUGCGUACCCGUGUUUCUGCUCACCCCAGCGGCUGGAGCUCCUGAAGAGGGAGGCCCUAAGGAACCACCAGACACCCCGGUAUGACAAUCGGUGCCGGAGCCUGAGCGAGGCGCAGGUGGCCCAGAAGCUGGCCAAGGACCCCAAGCCUGCCAUCCGCUUCCACCUGGAGGGGGAGGCUCCAGCCUUCCAGGACUUGGUGUACGGCUGGAAUCGGCAUGAGGUGGCCAGUGUGGAGGGGGACCCAGUCAUCCUGAAGAGCGAUGGCUUCCCCACCUACCACCUGGCCUGCGUGGUGGACGACCACCACAUGGGCAUCAGCCACGUGCUGCGGGGCUCCGAGUGGCUGGUCUCCACCUCCAAGCAUCUGCUCCUCUACCAGGCCCUGGGCUGGCAGCCCCCGCGCUUUGCCCACCUGCCCCUGCUCCUCAACAGGGAUGGCAGCAAGCUGUCCAAGAGGCAAGGGGACAUCUUCCUGGAGCAUUUUGCUGCUGCCGGCUUCCUGCCAGAUGCCUUGCUCGAUAUCAUCACCAGCUGCGGCUCAGGGUUUGCAGAGAACCAGAUGGGCAGGACCUUGCCAGAGCUGAUCACACAGUUUGACCUGACUCGGGUCACCUGCCACUCGGCCCUGCUGGACCUGGAGAAGCUCCCAGAAUUCAACAGGCUGCACCUCCGCCGUCUGGUGAGCGAUGAGACCCAGAGACGCCAGCUGGUGGGGAAGCUACAGGCUCUCGUGGAGGAGGCAUUUGGGAGCCAGCUGCAAGACAGGCAUGUGCUGGACGCAGCCUACGUGGAGAGGAUCAUCCUGCUGAGACAGGGUCACAUUUGCCGCCUGCAGGAUUUGGUCUCCCCAGUGCACUCCUACCUGUGGACUCGCCCUGCUGUGGGUCGAGCACAGCUGAGCGCCGUCUCGGAGAAGGUGGACGUCGUUGCCAAGCGUGUGCUGGGAUCUGUCCAGGGCUUAGAAGAGCAUCCUCAUUCUUUUCUCAGCUACAGCUAUUCCCUUUUUAUACCACUUUACCAUGAUUUAUAUAAUUCACCUCCUAUUGAUAGACGUUUGUAUUGCUUCCAAAUUUUGCAGUUACAAACAAUGCCACAGUGAGUGACCUUGAAUAGACAUCAUUAAGCACCCUUACAAGUAAAUCUCCCAGAUAAAUUCCCAAGAGGUAUUAUUAAUAAUAAUACUCCCUUAAUUUAGGACAUUCCACAUGAGGCUGUUAGUUCUAGUUCACCAGGCUAAUGUCUUACCUCCCCACCCCCGCCAUGGGAUUAGAUUUUAGAGACCCUCCUCUGGGGCUCCCACUGAAGACAGGAAAGCUGACGACCAAAUAUUUAGAAGCUGCCGGAUCUCUGGAAGUCCCUUUGUGCCCAUGCCAAGGCCUGGACCAGCUCUAACAUGUCCUGGCUGCCAGUGUUGGCUGCCUGGGGCCUGUCAUUCUUUCACCAGCUCCUUGGCAGCCUGAUUCUCCACAGUGACAUUGAGGAGUGUGUUUGGUUUUUUCCCACAUUACAUUUUUUUUUUUUGAAGUCUAGUUGAUUUACAAUGUGUUAAUUUCUGCUAUAUAGCAAAGUGAUUCAGUUAUACAUAUUCUUUUCCAUAGUCUUUUCCAUUAUGGUUUAUCACAGGAUACUGACUAUAGUUUCCUGUGCUCUGUGGUAGGACCUUGUUGUUUAUUCAUUUUAUAUAUAAUGUUUUGCAUCUGCUAGUCCUAAACUCCCAGUCCUUCCCUCCCCCACCCCGCCCACCCUUGGCAACCACAGGUCUGUUCUCUGUGUCUGUGAGUCUGUUUCUGGUUCAUAGAUAUGUUCAUUUGUGUCAUAUUUUAGAUUCCACAUAUAAGUGAUAUCAGAUGGUAUUUGUCUCUUUCUGACUUACUUCACUUUGUAUGAUAAUCUCUAGGUCCAUCCAUGUUGCUGCAAACCACAUGACAUUUUAUAUUUUCAAUAUUUCCUCUUCUCCAUUUCAUAAAUAGCAGCAAUCAUGUGGUCCAGUUUUAAGAUGCAAGAAGAAUGAUUAUGUUUCUCAAAUUGAAACAGAAUUGCUCAAGUACUGGAGUGAGUAAGGAAAUCUGCACCAAAAGGCUCUUUGUUCCAAUUCCUCAUGAACCCAGUCCCUGAGCCGGUAGCCCUCCACACUGAGCUGAUGUGGGGAAUGGAGUUUCUGGGCCCUUUCGGGAGCAGGUGGUGUCAGAGGUGGCAUCGAGGAUUGUCUGCACUAGUGAAGAUCUCCAGCCUUGGUCCCUCUUCCGUGUGGAAUGACCCCCCCAGCCCUGCUCCCAUCUCUUGCUCUAACUCAGAAUCAGGGCUGGGACUAAGUUUUUGCAAGUCCCGCUCUGACUAAUUGGGGACUUUCUCCUGAGCUCAAACAUGCUUUGGGGAGAGGGUCUCAGCUGGACUGCCAGGAAAGUGGGGGAUGGUUGCUGGCCUGUUGUAGUUCCUUAAGUGUUUCAUUUGUGGACAAAGAAUGGUUGUAGCAAGUUGGCGGCGGGGACAUUACUGGAGCUGGGGGUCUCCUGAUUUCCUUCUUUCUGCUCUUCUCUGCUACAUCCCCCAGAAGUCUUGAAGCUGUGUUUCAGAUCAUUUCCCAAAAGGCUUCAUUCUUCCAUCCUAUGUGUAACCCAAUCAUAAGUUUCUUUUUAGAUCCUUUUGCAAUGUCUCUGAGCUCUUGGAUAUAAUAAAUAUUAGCUAAUAUUUAACUUUUUAUUGAAAUAUAAGAGCUCAUACUUUCAAGUACUUACCCUCUGUUCAGGCAGUGUACUUAGUGCUUUACAAGUUUUAACUUAGCCCCACCAUAGCCCUGUGAGGUGCAGACACUAUUAUUAUUCCCACUUUACAGGUGAGAAAACUGAGGCAUGAAGAUUACAUGACACAGGUAGUAAUCAGUAGAUCCUCUUAUGGUGUCCUCUUAGUUUCCCAAUUUUAUGCCCACUUGCUUGGAUUCUCUGUGUUUGUAGUGUCUUGGUUGUUGUUUCUUCCCCAGCUAGGAUGGGGAUGGGGGUAGUAGAUAUCCCCCCACCCCCAAGGCAGGCUUGAACAUUGGUUGUGCUGUUAAUGUAUAUUGUAGCUGAUGGAUGAUCUUCUGAAGUCCUCCCUUCCACCCACUUGCCAUUGGCCCAUGCUGGCCCCUUACAGACUGG
This is a messenger RNA of Kogia breviceps (pygmy sperm whale), 3570 nucleotides long. NCBI's taxonomy places the organism in Eukaryota, Metazoa, Chordata, Mammalia, Artiodactyla, Physeteridae. The record is from RefSeq and is a predicted model, not a curated record.